Gymnodraco acuticeps is the source of this 2294-nucleotide messenger RNA. RefSeq lists its product as uncharacterized. The coding region runs from base 85 to 2121 and encodes 678 amino acids. The record is from RefSeq and is a predicted model, not a curated record. NCBI's taxonomy places the organism in Eukaryota, Metazoa, Chordata, Actinopteri, Perciformes, Bathydraconidae. Gene Ontology annotation, molecular function: nucleic acid binding; zinc ion binding. The transcript is spliced from 2 exons.
AAUUCUCUGUUGGGUUUUGUCUUUUCGCCCAGGCGUGUUGACAGUUGAGUACUUUGCUUUCUGAUUGGGUAUAGGCAAUAUAUUAUGGCUUCUUUGUCAGCGUUUGUGGAUGCGCCCUCAGUAUCUUUCUUGGAUGGUUGCCAGAAGGCGCAGUUGAUCGAAAUAGCAGAGCAUUAUGAAAUUGCUGUUGUAGGGAGCAAGCGGAAACAUGACAUUAAAGCUGUCAUCGUGUCAUCUUUGUUUGAGCGGGGAGUGUUACAGAAGAGUGAGUCUGGUGUGGCAGGGGUCGGGCCAGUAGUGGUUCAGACAGCUGGUUUGACAUUCGAACAGCAAAAGGAGCUUUUGGCCAUGCAGUUUAAUCAGGAGAGAUUGCAGUUGGAGAUGAGGGGUCAGCAGCAGGAGGUAGAGAAGCGUUUAGAGGUGGAGAAGGUGCUGGAGGUGGAAAAGAUGAAAUGUGAGGUGGAACAUGCUAGAUUACGGCUGAUGGGAGAGGGCAAGUUUUCUCCAGGGGAGGAUGGUGGUGCUAGGUUAGCAUCAGGCAGUGGCGAUAUAAUUUCUUACUUGCGAUUAGUGCCAAAGUUCAAUGAGCGUGACCCGGACAUUUUUUUCACUCUAUUUGAACACAUAGCAGAGGCAAGAAACUGGUCAGAUUCAGACAGAGUGCUGUUACUUCAGUGUGUACUCACUGGGCGAGCACAGGAAGCCUAUUCAGCUAUUUGUGGCGAAAAUACUUUGGACUAUGAUAGAGUAAAAUCAGCAGUGUUGAAAUCUUACGAACUGGUUCCUGAAGCGUAUCGUCAAAGGUUCAGAAGUGGGGUCAAGGGAGAUAAGCAGACACAUGUGGAGUUUAUCCGUGAUUUAACUUCUCAUUUUCAGCGGUGGUGCGCGGCAGCAAAGGUUGCAAGUUUUGACGGUCUUUGUGAGCUCAUUGUCUUGGAACAAUUUAAAAACAUUCUCCCUCAGCGUGUGGCCACAUAUGUGAAUGAACAGAAACCUCCCACCGCGUUUAGAGCUGCUGAAUUAGCGGACGAUUUUGUGUUGACACAUAAGGGCAGUUUUGUGGAGAAAUAUUCUAGGGGUGAUUGGAAACGUGGAGAAGACAAUGGAGAUGCCCGUGCAAAGUUUUCACCAGGCUCCUCCCGUAGAUUUGCAGGUACAGGGCGACCCGAGGGGGCCAAAGUGGACCAAUGUCACUAUUGCAAAGGUGGGGGUCAUUGGAAGGAGCAGUGUCCAUUGCUGGAAACGAAGGGGAAGCCUCGUUUGUCACCACAUGCUCCAGCCAUGUGUUGUUCUGCUGUGUUGGUUAAAAAGCCACAGGGUGUAGGAUCGGGCAUGGUGUCUGAUAAGAAGCUGGUUUGUGCCGACUUGGAUGUGGGUUCUGUUUUUGGGCCGUUCAUAACGGAAGCCGUUGUGUCAAUAGUUGGUAGUGACAAGUAUGUUCCGAUUAAGGUGUUGCGUGACACAGCAGCUAGAUACUCAUUUAUUGUUGAGUCAGUGUUGCCUUUUUCGUCAGAGACAGAGACGGGGGAUUUUGUGCUGAUGAGGGGAAUGGAGAUGGGCUUGAUUCCUGUGCGACGUCAUACAGUAGUGCUGGAUUGUGAGCUGGUACGGGGAGUUGUGUCUAUCGGCGUGCGUCCCGCAUUGCCACUUGAUGGGGUACAGAUGAUUUUGGGCAACGAUCUUGCUGGUUGUGUGGUGUGGGCAGGUGUGCCACCGCCUGUGGUGGUUUCCAGACCGUUGGCAUCUGUAGAGCCAGAUAAGAGUGGUUUGCAAUUUCCAAGUGUGUCUCCUUUUUAUACUAUUACGCGUGUGCAGAGCCGUAGGAUGUCUACUGACCUACCUGUUUCGGAGUCUGGAAAAAGUGGCCCAACACGGUCCUUUGACUUUCAGAUCGAGACAAAGGUGAAGGAGAAGAAAGAGAGGAAACGCCGCAAAGCGAAGAAGAGGAGGCCGAAGGAGGUCAGCGCGCCGAUGAGCGCCUACAUGCUGUGGCUCAACGCCAGCCAACCCAAGGAGGAGUGGGACAUAAAGGCAGUGGAAUCGAAGAAGCAGUACGAAAUCGCAAGGCAAGAGCUCGAAGACAGAGGCGGAGGAGGAGCGUCCUCCAGUCCUAAGAUUUAAAGUAAAAAGCUGGAGUUAAGAAGAAGGAUGUUGGGUUGUCGUGGACCCCUUUGGGGCCCCGUCUUAAGGGGGGGGCUGUGAUGCCCCUGUGGGUGCAUCAGUAGAUAGGGUGUGGCUGUUCUGUCUGUGCUGCAUUGGCUCCAGUGAUUGCACCGAUUGCAGUAACUCAGGGC